AAGAAACAUGACCAAGAGUUCUAAGAGUACGAUGAUUCUUACACAGAUCACUAUCUAUUGGACCAUCUUAACUUUCUGUAUCUCAGGCGUUGUGGAGGAUAAACCUAAAGAUGAAACUGGAAUACCAGUAAUUGAUGUAAAAGGAAAUAUGGGGCCGCCGAUUGAAAACUCCUCGUACAUCAAAAACUUGGCACUCUUAAACAAGAAGAAUCAUAGUAGCAGAAGUCUUCAAGCUGAAUAUAUUGAUUAUAAAGAUAUGGAAGAGGAAGUAGAAGAUGAAAACUAUUUUAUUGAUGAUGAUGAUUUAACAACUGCUCAAAGAUUCAAAAGACAUUGGAAGAGAGUUCUUUCACGAUGUCUUAUUUUAUUAGCUAUUGUAAUUUUUAUAGUACUUUUUUGUCGAUGCUUACUGGCUACAGUGUGUACCUUUUUAGUACCAUCGUUAAAAUCAUCCUGUACCUGUUUAUCAUUUUUGCCGUGUUGCAAAGAAGAAAAAGACACAAUGUAUGUCAAAGUUCAAGAGUUGGGUAAAAAUCUUGGAAUGGAAAUUAAUAGAGAAUCGUAUGCACAUCUGCUAGAAAUAUGCGAGGAUGAAGGAAUGACUGCCGUUAAACACGUCAAACGUGUAUGAAGUACUUUAUUUUUGCUUAUUAUAAAUUCCAAAUUAAUGUGGA
This is a messenger RNA of Lottia gigantea (owl limpet), 674 nucleotides long. RefSeq lists its product as hypothetical. The transcript is spliced from 4 exons. The record is from RefSeq and is a predicted model, not a curated record. Bases 8 to 631 code for a protein of 207 amino acids. NCBI's taxonomy places the organism in Eukaryota, Metazoa, Mollusca, Gastropoda, Lottiidae.